Parasteatoda tepidariorum (common house spider) is the source of this 1223-nucleotide messenger RNA. RefSeq names its product keratocan. Gene Ontology annotation, molecular function: protein binding. The record is from RefSeq and is a predicted model, not a curated record. Lineage: Eukaryota; Metazoa; Arthropoda; Arachnida; Araneae; Theridiidae.
UGCCGAGUUAUAUCCAAUUUUAUAUCUGGAAAAAUGUAUAUUUUGAAACUAAAUAUGGAAGUGUGUUCAUUUAUAUAACUUUAAAUUACCAUUAAAAAGUUGAACUCAUUAAGUGUAUUAACUAAUUCGUGGUGUUGUUUUUCUUCAAAAAGUCCAAAAUGGUACUUCUAGCCGUAUCCUUGCUGCUCCUAAAGUGCAUCUUCCUGGCGAGUGCACUUGAAAACUUAUGUCCACCUAUUGAAGAUUUAGAACCUUGUGGAUGCGUGAGUGAUGGUAAAUCUAUCCGAGUGGACUGCAUGGCGGUUACAGACGUCGACGAACUCAGAAGAGCAUUGCAAAGUGUGAAAGGUAUUCGUAGAGUGUUUAUAGACUUUUUGAGAGCGCGACUCGACUACAUACCAUCAGAUUUGUUCAAAGGACUUCAUGUCACGAAAAUAUCUUUCACUAAUUGUGAUCUGAAGAAGUUCGGAGAUGAAGGCAGAUCAGCUUUAGAAGGAUUAGAGCAUAUAAUUGAGGAAUUUGCAAUACACUUUAGCUUUAACGAAGACAAUGAGCUGAAACACCUCAAUGUGUCGCAGUUGAAAGCCAUUACCGACUUAGAAAUAGAAGGUAACGAAUUAACAGAGAUGGGAAACGAUUGGUUCAAAGAUGGCCCCUCCAACGUUCGAAACUUGUUCAUAAUGACGAAUUUCAUCGAAAAGCUUGGAGACAAGGCUUUUGCGUCCUUUCGCAAUGUGAGGAAUUUGUGGCUGACUGGCAACAAAUUCAAAACUUUGAAACGAAGCAUGUUUCCAUCACCUGCUGUGCAUCUCUCAUCUUUAGAUUUGACAAACAACGAAAUUUCUACUUUGCCUGACGACAUCUUUUCAAAAAUGCCAGCCUUAAAGGAAGUUAUUCUUGCAGAAAAUGAAAUACAAUAUGUUACAGAAGCAACAUGGUCUCCUGUUUGGAGUCGAUUGAGAAGUGUUUACUUGGAAAGUAAUCCCUUAGAAUGUGACUCUGGAAUAGAAUGGAUGUUUAAAGUGUCACGACCCUAUGUAUUAAAAGGAACGUGUGUUGGACCCAAGAAUCGAAAAGAUGUUGCGUUGAAAAGGAUUAUUGAUGACAAACAACAGGAGGAUUUAUACGAUGAUUGAUAAUUUUUUCUUUUAAUGCUUUUGAAUAGUAAAUUCAAUAUAUUGCCACGUAUUAGACUGGUUUAUAAUAAACGAUCUUGUACGUUU